AUGGCGGCCGAGGCGAAGCUUUUCGGCCGCUGGUCGUACGAUGACGUCAACGUCAGCGACCUGUCUCUGGUGGACUACAUCGCGGUCAAGGACAAGGCAUGCGUCUUCGUGCCUCACACUGCUGGCCGCUACCAGAAGAAGCGCUUCCGCAAGGCUCUCUGCCCCAUCGUCGAGCGGCUCGUCAACUCCAUGAUGAUGCAUGGCCGCAACAACGGAAAGAAGACCCUCUGCGUGCGCAUCGUCCGCCACGCCUUCGAGAUCAUCCACUUGAUGACCGACAAGAACCCGAUCCAGGUCUUUGUCAACGCCGUCGAGAACGGAGGUCCCCGCGAAGACAGCACCCGUAUCGGCUCGGCUGGUGUGGUCAGACGCCAGGCCGUUGAUGUUUCUCCUCUCCGCAGAGUCAACCAGGCUAUCUAUCUCAUCUGCGCUGGCGCGAGACUGGCGGCGUUCCGCAACAUCAAGACGAUCGCUGAGUGCCUGGCGGACGAGAUCAUGAACUGCGCGAAGGAGUCGUCCAACUCGUACGCGAUCAAGAAGAAGGACGAAAUCGAGCGCGUUGCCAAGGCUAACCGAUAA
Molecule: messenger RNA, 579 nt
Organism: Besnoitia besnoiti
Lineage: Eukaryota; Apicomplexa; Conoidasida; Eucoccidiorida; Sarcocystidae
Product: ribosomal protein RPS5
Exons: 3
Coding region: 1-579 (192 amino acids)
Biological process (GO): translation; ribosomal small subunit assembly
Cellular component (GO): ribosome; cytosolic small ribosomal subunit
Molecular function (GO): mRNA binding; rRNA binding; structural constituent of ribosome
Source: RefSeq, a predicted model, not a curated record